Molecule: messenger RNA, 2916 nt
Organism: Lethenteron reissneri (Far Eastern brook lamprey)
Lineage: Eukaryota; Metazoa; Chordata; Hyperoartia; Petromyzontiformes; Petromyzontidae
Gene: TRMT44
Product: tRNA methyltransferase 44 homolog
Biological process (GO): tRNA methylation
Molecular function (GO): tRNA (uridine) methyltransferase activity; metal ion binding
Source: RefSeq, a predicted model, not a curated record
GUGCUCCACUGUAAACACGUGUGCGGUUAGACCGCGUGCUGGAGUUCGUAAGCGGAGGAUUUCGAGUCCAAUAUCCAUAAUACUGGAGAGUUGUUUUCUUGGGUUAACUCGGCCUAAAAUUAGUACCUGGUGCGGUGUGUAAACAUUGUCACUGAGGAGACAAAGGCGGCCGGGCGUGGUGCUGGCCAUCCACUCGUAUGCAGUUCCGGCCUUCGAAGGCAGCAGCUGGCGAGGAACUUGCAAUGGAAGAGAAGUUUUGGGAGGCGGUGGAGGUGUGGGUGAGAAAGCCUCAGGUGUUGAACCGGCGUCUGUGUGGCGCCAGCGUGGCUGCCCGGGAGAUCGCACGUGGACUGGGGGCGCUGCGGGAUCUCCUAGAGCGGGGACAACCCUCGCAGCUGAGCAGUGCCGAGGCUGACAAGGUCCUGCGCCUUUGGCACAAAGGGAACCUUUGUGGUGAACGGCGAGAGCGAGCGGUGGCGGCGGCGACAGAUUCUGAAAGCGGCGGGCUCCAGUUUGAAGUCAUUACCAGAACGCUGAUACCAAAGGAACUCCACAAAUUUGCAAAGAUGCAGGAACUCAUUGUAAGAGAUAUUAGCAAUGCAAUGUUCGUGUCGGUACCUCUGAUGGAAGAUGCCGCUGGUGUGGUGUCUGUGAGGACGUCGAACAUUUACACCGUUACCUGUGGAACUGAUGAUACAAAACAGUGGCAUGUGGAGGUGCGGGCUGGCGGGGAGGGUGAAUGGCAGGUGGAUGGAGUCACGCUCCCUGCCCUCGUGUGGCUGGAGACGCACUUUGUGCCCAAGCUGCACAAGUGGAUGGGCGAGAGCAAGCAGAGCGACUUCCCCGACUCCCUGUCCCUGCUGCCAGUGGAAAAAUACGGCGUCCUCUACCAGCGCCUCAAGGAGAAAUACCGCAACCUCGUCAAGGUGUGGCCAGAGGUUACUGACCCAGAAAAGUUUGUCUAUGAGGAUGUGGCCAUUGCAUCAUAUCUUCUGGUACUUUGGGAGGAGGAGCGUGCGGAGCGUGGCCUGGAAGAGCGUCAGUCCUUUGUGGACCUUGGCUGUGGCAACGGGUUGCUUGUGCACAUCCUGGCCAACGAGGGGCACCCAGGGAGAGGGAUUGAUGUGAGGAAAAGGAAGAUAUGGGACUGGUAUGGGGCAGGAACUAUAUUGGAGGAAUGUGCCGUCACACCUGGAGACGACUUCCUGUUCACCGAUGUCGACUGGUUGAUUGGCAACCACUCGGACGAGCUCACGCCGUGGAUCCCGGUCAUUGCGGCCCGGUCCUCGUUCGACUGCCGCUACUUUGUUCUUCCAUGCUGCUUCCACGACUUCAUCGGCCGCUACCGGAGGAGGAGCUGCCGUCGCAGCCAGUACCGCGAGUACCUGGACUUUGUGGCGGAGAUCGGCAACGCCUGCGGCUUCCGUGUGCAAGAGGACACUCUCCGCAUCCCCUCCACAAAGCGGGUAUGUCAAGUGGGCAAAGCCAGGAUGUACCCACAGAGCGAGGAGGCGCUGCUGGAGGAGAGACGCGCCGACUUCAUCAGACGGAGGGUCGGUGGACAGGCCUGCCGCCCUCCUCAGCCAUGCAGCGGCCACGUGAAUCAUCGCCAGCAGCCGAGACCCAGCCCCGCUCCGCCCCCUGGCUUCUUGUCAGCACAAGAGCCAGACAUAAAAAUGCCGGGUAAAGUGAUGUCCGAUAGUCCAGGAAGGCGGCAAACUGCUGCUUCUCAGGAUGUUCUGCAACAUCAGUCAAGUGAGCAUGGUGAUGGGAUUUCAGCCGGUGUGCAGUCACUAGGUGAUUUUGCAAGUGAAGUGGACACAAAAACUGCAGACUUCCCACACUGCACUCUUCAGCAGAAAGACAGCAAUGAGAACAUUAACGGUACAUCCUUCUGCCGCAGUAAUGUACACACAGAUGCUAGGUUUUGUAAUGUUGGCAAAAGCAGCAAUGAUGUUUUCAUGAACGAUACGCUUGAUUCAGCCCAUUGCACGACCUUAAACCUCGAGGCCGAGCAGAGAGGAGAAAGAGUUGGCGAGUUUCAUCGCAACCUGCUCAUCAAAGAACCGGAUGCAGAGCACGGUGAGCAACCAGCAAGUUCAGACAUCCGGCCUGCCGGGGGUUGGCUCGGCGAGUUCCGUCCUCGUGAGAGGGAGGAGAGGGUGAGGAACUGUGUGCGGCUGCCCGUGGGUCUGGUGGAGCGUGUGGUGGAGACGGUGGCCAAGGCUCUCUUGGCUUCCACCGAGGAGCUAGUGAACGACGGCGGGACGCAGGAGUCUUCACCUCACUGGAAUCGAGGAGGGAGCAUCCGGCUGGAAGGAGCAGCCAAAUUGAUAGAUGGAGAGACACUGCAGCAGCUCAAGUGUGAAUGUGGAGGCCUGAAAACCCUCCUGAAGAACAGUCAUCAAGUGUUUAUAGUGUUGCAGAGUCGUGUCCAGCUCAGAGACUGGAGAAGGGAGCAGGUGGUUAGAAGACCCAAGAACAACAGGAAGAAAUCGGCCGUCGAUUGCUACAAGACGCGGGUGUGCUGGUUUUACUCUCACCACCCUGACGGGUGCCCCAGAGAAACCUCUUGCUGCCCCUUCGCACAUGGCCCUGAGGACCUACACGCGCAGCAAGGGCAGGGACACAGUUGUCCUCAAACCACGUGGUUUUAAUGUUUACUCAUCAUCAUUGGCAACGGAUUAUCCACUGCGAGGUGGAUGCAUUCCCACGCUGUUGGCAUCCCUUUUUUUCUCUUCGAUGAUGACAAAAUCCAUCCCAUCUCGCUCCUGCACUUGAAAUGUAUUUAAUCGCUUCAGCUUUGUGGUGUCAUCCUGUUGGGAACGUUAGGGUUUGGUUGCCAUCACUUCACCAGUGUCAUCCGUUGGCCUAUCACCAUUUCUAGUAGUGGGAUGUGUGGGGGGGGGAGGGGGG